AUGUGUCUCUCCGGACUCACUCAGAUCCUCUAUGGACUUAUUAUGACUGGAAGUGCUAUUCUGACAGCAGUUGCCCUGUUCACACCAGGCUGGAAUACGAUUGAAAAUAAUGUUAAGGAUGUAACAAAUGGCGGCAAACCAGACUGGAAUGGUCUGAUGCCAUGGUCCUGCAUUAGUCACUCUCAGGGAUCGACAUGCUCUGACUGGUGGGCAGAGCUCCCAGGAUGGAUGCGCUGCGUUGUUAUUUGUAUGAUUCUUUCUCUCAUCGUACAAAUCGUUGCCAUCAUUUACAAUCUCUUGACUUGUCUUGCCUGUUGUUGCAAGAAAUACAUCAUUCACCCACUCACCUUGUUUGCCGUCGUCUCCACUAUCCUAUUGCUCAUCACUGUUAUUGUUUAUGCAGCUAAUUGGAGUGAAUUCCAAAAUGGAUUUAACACAAGCUCUCAGCUCGGAUACUCUUUCUGGCUUGCUGUGGGAGCAUUGAUCUUGUCUGCAGCCGAUGUUAUUUUGGGAGCACUUGCAGUCUUCCUUGGAGAGAACUGCUGUUAA
Molecule: messenger RNA, 549 nt
Organism: Caenorhabditis briggsae
Lineage: Eukaryota; Metazoa; Nematoda; Chromadorea; Rhabditida; Rhabditidae
Gene: Cbr-clc-1
Product: Protein CBR-CLC-1
Exons: 5
Coding region: 1-549 (182 amino acids)
Source: RefSeq, a predicted model, not a curated record